This is a messenger RNA of Salarias fasciatus (jewelled blenny), 2837 nucleotides long. It is a transcript of the gene slc15a2, whose product is annotated as solute carrier family 15 member 2. Gene Ontology annotation, biological process: oligopeptide transport; transmembrane transport. The transcript has 22 exons. NCBI's taxonomy places the organism in Eukaryota, Metazoa, Chordata, Actinopteri, Blenniiformes, Blenniidae. Bases 17 to 2152 code for a protein of 711 amino acids. Gene Ontology annotation, cellular component: membrane. Gene Ontology annotation, molecular function: transmembrane transporter activity. The record is from RefSeq and is a predicted model, not a curated record.
UCUUGAAAGCGCAGAGAUGGGGAAGAAACUGUGUGGGACGAACUACCCGGUCAGCAUCGGCUUCAUCGUGGUGAAUGAGUUCUGCGAACGCUUCUCCUACUAUGGCAUGAAAGCACUGUUGACUCUGUACUUCGUCUCCUACCUGCACUGGGACAAGGACCUGUCCACGGCCAUCUACCACGCCUUCAGCAGCCUCUGCUACUUCACCCCCAUCCUGGGCGCUCUGAUCGCCGACUCCUGGCUCGGGAAGUUCAAAACCAUCAUCUACCUGUCCAUCGUCUACGUCAUCGGCCAUGUGGUCAAGUCGGUGGGCGCCAUUCCCACGGUGGGAAACACCGAGGUGCACAUCGCCCUGUCCAUGGUGGGGUUGAUCCUGAUCGCUCUCGGCACCGGGGGAAUCAAACCGUGCGUGGCGGCCUUCGGAGGAGACCAGUUCGAGGAGGAGCAUGUGAGCGAGAGGCAGAAGUUCUUCUCCAUCUUCUACAUGUCCAUCAACGCCGGCAGCCUGCUGUCCACCAUCAUCACCCCCAUCCUGAGAGGAGACGUCCAGUGUUUCGGCGGCGACUGCUACGCUCUGGCUUUUGGGGUUCCUGCUAUCCUGAUGGUUGUGGCUCUGGUGGUCUUCAUCGCCGGCAGCGGCCUGUAUAAGAAGAACCCCCCCCAGGGGAACAUCCUGGUGGAGGUCUGCAGCUGCAUCGGAUUUGCCAUCAGGAACCGUCUUCGGAGAUGGAAGUACGAAGCACCGCGGGCCCACUGGCUGGACUGGGCCGAGGACAAGUACCCGAAACGUUUGAUCCAGGAGAUUAAGAUGGUUCUGCGGGUUCUGAUUCUCUACAUCCCUCUGCCGAUGUUCUGGGCUCUGUUUGACCAGCAGGGCUCCCGCUGGACGCUCCAGUCCACCAGGAUGAACAUGGCUCUCGGCAGUUCUUUCAAUGUGAAGCCCGACCAGAUUCAGAUGUUGAACCCCCUGCUGAUCCUCAUCUUCGUGCCGAUCUUUGACCUGGUCAUCUACCCGCUGGUCGGCCUCUGCAGGAUCAAAAUCACGCCUCUGAGGAAAAUGGCCACCGGGAUGGUCUUCGCUGCUCUGGCCUUUGCAGCUGCCACCGUGGUGGAGAUCAACGUCGUGAGCACCGUGGUGGAUCCUGCUCCUGCGGGGAAGUGUCUGCUGCAGGUUUAUAACCUGGCAGAGGAGCCGGUGACGGUGAAGAUCCCCAACAGCGACCUGUUCCAACAGCCCAUCCAGCACCUGCAGGACCCCCCCAGGUACGAGAGCCUCCGCCUGGACGGCCCGUCCAAGAGGCUGCAGGUGGAGCUGGACGUCCAGGGACGGUCCUCCUGGUGUGACCUGACCCUCCAGGAAGAGACGGCCUACAGCCUCAUCCUGCACCCCGGCCCCGGCGGAGUCCAGUGCCGGCUGGAAACGGACAACAUCCACAAGAGCGACGACGGGAAUCCCUUCGUCAGGUUCGUGAACACGCAGCCCGAGGCGCUGGAGGUGACGCUGGGAGACACGCUGUUCGCCGUGGAUCCAGGAUACGGCGUGUCUGCCAACCGGACGGUGGACCGGGGACGAUACUCGUCCGUCAGCUGCUGCUCCGCCUCCGGCGGCUGCUCCAACUUCACCCUGGGCCUGCUGGACUUCGGAGCCUCCUACACCUUCGUCCUGACGCAGAACGGCGGUCGGACCGAGGCCCAGGGCCUGCUGGACGUGGAACCCAACAACGUGCACAUCGCCUGGCAGAUCCCGCAGUACGUCCUCAUCACCAUGGGGGAGGUCAUGUUCUCCGUCACGGGUCUGGAGUUCUCCUACUCCCAGGCUCCGGCCAACAUGAAGUCGGUGCUGCAGGCCGGCUGGCUGCUCACCGUGGCCUUCGGGAACGUCAUCGUGCUGAUCGUGGCGGAAGGCGCCGGGCUGGAACAGUGGAAGGAGUUCGUCCUGUUCGCCGGCCUGGUGCUCGCCGUCGCCAUCAUCUUCUCCAUCAUGGCGCACUUCUACACCUACGUGACGCCGGAGCAGCUGGAGGAGCUGCAGCAGGACGACGACUCCGGCAAGAAGAAGGGCGGCGGCGGCGGCGGCGGCGACGGCGACGCGGUGAAGAUGAAGCAGUACGACUCCUCCGGGAACCAAACCGAGAAGAAGACCAGACUGUAGCUGAGACUGAACAGGAAGUGCAGUGCUGCACUUCCUGUUGUCCGUCUGGGAUUUCCAGCUUCAGUCACUUUUUAAAUAUUCAUUUUCAGUUUGACGAGUUGAUCAGGGUUCAUUUAAAUUCAGUUUCUCCUCCUGCGCUGCUUCAUCUUGACGCCUGGCUCCUUAAUCUGCUCAUGAAUCCGUCACGCCGGUGAAAAACGGCCCCGAUCUCCCAGUGCAGGAAACGCCUUUUAAAAUGUCUUUAAUGUGAGUUUUUAUGCAGCUGAGACAUGACUCACUUCCUGCUCUCAGAUCAGCCUGUUAAACCAGCGUUAGUCCAGAUCUGACAGAAAAUAAGACUUUCAGAGGAGAAGGGAGCUCAGAGCUGCAGUCAGUCGAUAGCUAACCCCCGAGGAGCUGGGCCAAAGAAGGCUCGUCUCGGUCCGCCGCUCGGCUGCGAUCAGGAUCGUUUCCUUUCUGCUGGUGAGACUCGCCACAUUUCUUUUCCAUUGCUCUGAUAGUUUCAUCUAGAAUUUGAUUUCCAUGUUUUUCCAUUGAUCAGGAUGAGGUUCUUACAUGUCCUUUUAUUCUCGUCCUCAGUUUGAUUUUCUGAGUUGAAAUGAUGUUUAAACGUGUUAAAUGUGGGUUUCAGCCGCGGGGGGCUAUCGUAGCGGCAGACCGGUGGAUGGUCGUGUGCUCGGAUGGA